CUGCAGCUCGCAGAUCAUUUCAAGAAUGGCUGGGGGUAAGGGGCAGGCAAUUUUCCUGUUGUUUUUCUUACAAUUUCCACUCCUGCAGACGGCCAAGAUCUUGACAGUAUGCUUAAUCGGUGGAAGUCAUUAUCUGCUGAUGGAUAAGAUCUCUCAUAUACUGCACAACAACGGCCAUGACGUGAGAAUGCUACUACAAGUUGGAGAUGGCAUGCUCCCAGAUGACCAGCUCCAACGCAGCUCCUACCCUGUCUCCACGUACUCGCUGGACGAGGAGUAUCGACAGCACUAUAAAGACCUUUUCAAUGAAAAUCAGAAGGAAUUUCUUAUGGGCCGAAGUAAUCUACACAUCUUCUUGAAAUUCCUCAAUGAGCUCUCCUAUCAGUGUAAUAUAACUCUGCAUCAAUCUGAUAUACUCAACUUCUUAAAGGAGGAAAAGUAUGACCUAGCAGUCGUCGAGGGCUUUAACCCUUGUUCUUUCCUGGCCAUGGAGAAGCUGGGAGUUCCUUAUAUCGCUUUCUUCCCUGGGAUCUUCAUGAAUGCCGGCAGGGUCGGGAUAGCAGGUCCUCUGUCCUACGUACCAUUAUUUAACUCCCACCUCACUGACCGCAUGGAUUUCUUUGGACGUUUGAAGAACACCUUUAUGUACCUGGGAUCAUACGUAGUAGAUUGGCAAAUAGAUGCGUUGUUUGAGAAGGUCAUUGAUGAGCACUUUCCUGUGGGCUCCAGACCAUCCAUUGCUGACCUGCAUAAAAAGGCUGAGCUCUGGAUCUACAACAUAGACUUCAGCAUUGAGUUCCCUCGACCACUUUUACCAAAUAUUCAGUACAUUGGAGGAUUAUUGGCCAGGCCUGCAAAGCCGGUAACUCAAGAACUAGAAGACUUUAUAGCAGAAUCGGGGGAGUCCGGCUUUAUAGUGGUGACACUGGGGUCAAUGAUUUCUUCACUGCCUCUAGUGGAAUUUCUGAAGGAGAUGAAUGAUGGAUUUGCUAAGAUCCCUCAGAAAGUCAUCUGGAGAUAUGACAAGUCAUGCUGGCCGAAAGAACUGAACCUCUCCCAUAAUGUCAGGAUCAUGGACUGGUUGUCCCAGAACGAUUUGUUGGGCCACCCCAAAGCGCGCCUUCUGGUGACACAUGGAGGAAUGAAUAGUCUGAUGGAGGCCGUGUACCACGGAGUUCCCGUGGUGGGGAUCCCACUUUUUGGAGACCAAUAUGAAAAUAUGGUCCGCAUUAAAGCAAAGGACAUGGGAACAUUUAUUCCACCAGAUCUAAUGGAGGCCGAGAACUUUGCAAACACCAUGCGAGAAAUAAUAGAGAAUAGCCGCUACAAGACGUCAGCAGCGAAGCAGAGUACUAUCCUGCGCUCACGUCCAUUCCCCCCCGACCAGCAGUUAGUACGAUGGGUGGAGCACAUCAUCCAGUCCGGCGGAGGCGGCCAUCUUAGGCCCUAUUCUUACCAACAGCCCUGGUAUCAGCAGCACCUCCUGGACGUCAUCGUAUUUAUCUCAGCCUGUGUCGCUGCGAUCAUCUACCUCAUCGUGAAGGUCAUCAGAGUCCUCAUCUCCUGCAUAUCUCCUAACAGAAAGCAAAAACAAAACUGAUAUUUUAUAAAAAUAGAAUUUUUGCAUAUUUUGUGUAAAAAUUUGUAAUUGUUUUUAUUUUUUUCUUAAUAAAAAUUAGUCACAAAAA
Bufo gargarizans (Asiatic toad) is the source of this 1688-nucleotide messenger RNA. RefSeq names its product UDP glycosyltransferase family 3 member A1 (gene UGT3A1). The record is from RefSeq and is a predicted model, not a curated record. NCBI's taxonomy places the organism in Eukaryota, Metazoa, Chordata, Amphibia, Anura, Bufonidae. The transcript has 7 exons. Gene Ontology annotation, molecular function: UDP-glycosyltransferase activity. The coding region runs from base 26 to 1600 and encodes 524 amino acids.